GUAAUGUGUGUAUCUUUGAAGUAGGCUUGAAUGGAAAAUCCCUGCUUUGACACAACGCAUAGUUACUGACCCUUGUAAGUGGGAUUCAAAGUUAGUUGUCCUAUUGCACUCAAAUAUUUAAGGUGAUAGCCUACUAAAUAAGGUCACUAAUAGGGCAAUGUGGUAAUUUAGAACUUGGAGGGAAAAUGAAAAUGAUUGAUCAUGAAAAACAAACAAAAGUAUUAAUGAAGAAAUGUUGUUUGAAUAGGGCAGGAAAGUAUUUGUAUUUCUAAUAGAAAGUUAAGCAAGCAAUCAAUUUGAACAUAUUUUACAUACAGUAACAACAUGAACCACUUUGACUCAGAAUCAUAUUCAAUGAUUUGUAUCAAAGAAACCCCAAUGAGGACAGAAAACUGCAACAUAAUAAAACAAAACAUCAUUAUUUAUCCAUCGUUUAAGAACUCAGACUCAUUUUAUCCCACCUGAAGCUAUGCUGCUUUACGGGCAGCUCUUGCCCUCUACAACCCGGAAGAGGCCCAUACAUAGACUCUAAACAGAAGUUUUCCUCUCGCCAUUAAAUCACAGUUCAAUUAUGAAGAAAUGUCUGACUCAUGUGUUACACUGUGGAAGUGGGACCUCCUUCUUCAAAGACCUUUAAAAGGACCCAAAAGAUGCUCCUGUUUAGAAUUUACAAAACACUCGCUUCAACUCAAUUUAUCCUAUUUCUUUUUUAUUACUAUAGAGAUAUUUAUUUUCUAUUUAUUCCUAUUUAUACUAUUUUUUCCAAAUGUUUCUGUUUCCACAUACCUUGACCUUUUACCUGCCUGCUUUCCUCUUUAUCAUCUCACUUCCUUUCUCUCUGCCAUUUUAUCUCCCUGACUCCAACCCACUUUCAAACUUGAAUAAUCAAGUUCGAGAGGUGCUGCUCUACACAGACAAUCAUAGAAGAGGCAUGUAUCUGCAGAUGACUCUGGAUGGGAGAGUGUCAGGAAGUGAUGCUCAGACUCCUCAAAGUGUGAUGGAGCUUAAAUCUAUAAAUCCAGGAAAUGUAGUCAUCAAAGGACGGUCUGCAGCUCUGUUUCUUUGUAUGGACAGUGAAGGCCAUUUAAGGGGGCAGAGACAAUACGUGGAAGCCGACUGCACCUUCAGAGAGCUGCUCCUGGCAGACGGAUACACUCGUUUCCUCUCCUCACACCAUGGAGUCCCGGUGUCUCUGGCAUCCAAACACUCUCCAGACCGACACGCGGUCCCCUUCACUCGAUUCCUACCACUCAGGAAUACUUUGGCAGGCGAGAGUGUGCCUGAACAGCCACAAAACAAUGAGAGAUAUUUCAACGUGGACUCUGAUGAUCUUCUUGGAAUGGGUCUAAACACUGUGGGCAGUCCUCAGCUCUCCAUGGACAAGUGAAAACAGAUCUAACACUGUGGAUGUGCCUCUAAAAAUAGAUUUUAUUUACUGACCUGGUUCAACCUGCAGACUUGAUUUUGUUACGAAAUGAGCGGCUAAGUUAUUUUUUCUCACAGUUUCUAUGGCAGCAUUGUAAAUGUAACUUAUUUAUUUAUUUGAUGUGUUGUAAUGGUUAUUUAAAUACUGAAACGUUAAAAAAGUUCAUAAAAUAUUUGAAUUAAAGGACUGUUCCUCAGUCAUGUUGACUGAAAUAUAUGGGGCUUUGCAGUUUCUCUAAUUUGGAUUUGACUAAAAAGACAAAUAAUUAUAUUUUUAUACUACUCUGUUUGAGAUGAGAUCUAAAUUAAAAGAGCAUAUGUGCACUCAGCAUUA
Messenger RNA from Labrus bergylta (ballan wrasse), 1759 nucleotides. It is a transcript of the gene fgf21, whose product is annotated as fibroblast growth factor 21. The record is from RefSeq and is a predicted model, not a curated record. Gene Ontology annotation, molecular function: growth factor activity; fibroblast growth factor receptor binding. Gene Ontology annotation, biological process: regulation of cell migration; positive regulation of protein phosphorylation; cell differentiation. Gene Ontology annotation, cellular component: cytoplasm. NCBI's taxonomy places the organism in Eukaryota, Metazoa, Chordata, Actinopteri, Labriformes, Labridae.